Molecule: messenger RNA, 1458 nt
Organism: Blumeria graminis f. sp. triticale
Lineage: Eukaryota; Fungi; Ascomycota; Leotiomycetes; Helotiales; Erysiphaceae
Source: the annotation of a GenBank genome assembly
AUGAAGCUAGCAAAUACCGCAAAAACAUGCCGAUUAAGAGACAAAUUUAGCAAAAUUUGCCAAAGACAAGCCAGAAACUAUGCUGAUCUGUCCACCACACCAUCAAACAUCUUCGACGUGGUUUGUGUUGGAGGGGGGCCCGCAGGAUUAAGUCUAUUAGCAGCUCUACGCUCAAUUCGCGCGACUAAAAAUCUCAAGGUUGCCCUCGUUGAUACAGUGAACCUCGAUAAAACUCGCUCCUUGCUAUCAUCAAGUCCGUUUUCGAAUAGGGUCAGCUCCAUCACCCCAUCAUCUAUGAGAUUCCUAGAUCAAAUUGGGGCAUGGAAUCUUGUGCAAUCAGAUCGGGUACAAGCAUAUCACGAAAUGCAAGUUUGGGAUGGUGUAUCAGAUGCUCGAAUUGAGUUCAAUUGGCAGCCGGCCGAAAAGAUAGACAAUAUCGCAUACAUGACUGAGAACCUAAACCUCACCUCUGCACUACUCACCAGAAUCAAAGAACUUGAGGGCGUUGAGAUUUUUGAUAAUCAGAAAUUGAUUAAAAUUGAUUAUGGGAUGGAGGCUGAACAGGAAGACCUUAGGACAUGGCCUGUGGUGCAUUUGCAAUGCGGAGAGAAACUCGUAGCUAGACUACUUGUGGGUGCCGACGGAGCCAACAGUCACGUCAGAACCUUUGCUGGAAUAGGGAGCAGGGGAUGGGACUACGACAGGGUUGGUGUGGUUGCUACGUUGAAGCUACAAGGGAGCGGAUGGAACCUCAAUGGGUGCAAAACCGCAUACCAACGAUUUUUGCCUACCGGUCCAAUAGCCAUGCUACCCCUCCCUGGAAACUACUCCACCUUAGUUUGGUCUACAACUCCAGAGAGAGCUGAUUGUCUGAAAAGAUUAAAUUCAACAGACUUCAUAGCUAUGAUCAACGCUGCCUUUAGACUCUCGCCAGUUGACAUUUCUUACAUGCAUGGUUUAGAUUCAGGGCAACACGAAGAAUUGGUCUGGAGAUUACAGCAUACCAAAGUUGAGACGAGAAAGAUUCCCCAGGAUGUAGUAGAAGUACAGGAACGAAGUAUAGCUUCUUUUCCUCUAAAGAUGCGGCACGCAGAUACUUAUAUAAGCGAACGUGUGGCGCUCGUAGGCGAUGCAGCACAUUCUAUCCAUCCUCUAGCAGGACUGGGCCUGAAUCAAGGACAGGCUGAUGUGGAAAGUCUGGUUAAAACUAUCAAGAACGCGGUGAUUCACGGAGAAGAUAUUGGUGUAAGCAUGACGUUAGAGCCCUAUAAUGCCGAGCGUUAUGCUGCCAACCAUGUGCUUCUUGGUGUGGUGGACAAGCUCCAUAAGCUAUACAGUGUAGAGUCAGGACCCCUGGUCCCUUUGCGAAGCCUCGGCCUGAGAACAGUAAAUUCGUUUAAGCUGCUAAAGCAGUUUUUCAUGGAGCAAGCGGCUAGAACAGGGACUAAUUUAUUGUGA